AUGUAGGGACUCCGAAGUCUGGCGGUAACAACCUUGGCUCUUUUCCUGGUGUUCUCUUCCAUGGGAAACUCCAGCAGCGCCCCGCAGAGACUCUUAAAGAAAAGGAAUUGGACCCCGCAAGCUUUGCUGUACCUGAAGGGUUCACAGGGGCAGCUCGUUAUCUCCGAAGAGAGCCUGAAGAAGGACCUUUCCGAUCGGCUGCGGCUGGGAAAACGUAGCUCAGACCCCCAACCACUAACUCUUCCAGAAGCAGCAGUCGGCUUACUGACUUCUUUCCAGAAGAAACAAGAAGCUAAAGAAGAAAACUUUGAUCAAACUAGAUUCUUAGAAGACAGUCUGCUAAAUUGGUGA
This is a messenger RNA of Chrysochloris asiatica (Cape golden mole), 351 nucleotides long. It is a transcript of the gene SPX, whose product is annotated as chromosome unknown open reading frame, human C12orf39. The record is from RefSeq and is a predicted model, not a curated record. Gene Ontology annotation, molecular function: neuropeptide hormone activity. Gene Ontology annotation, cellular component: cytoplasm. The transcript is spliced from 5 exons. NCBI's taxonomy places the organism in Eukaryota, Metazoa, Chordata, Mammalia, Afrosoricida, Chrysochloridae. Gene Ontology annotation, biological process: positive regulation of gastro-intestinal system smooth muscle contraction.